Messenger RNA from Penicillium macrosclerotiorum, 2424 nucleotides. It is a transcript of the gene drs1, whose product is annotated as putative ATP-dependent RNA helicase DRS1. The transcript is spliced from 2 exons. Gene Ontology annotation, molecular function: nucleic acid binding; ATP binding; RNA helicase activity. Bases 1 to 2424 code for a protein of 807 amino acids. The record is from RefSeq and is a predicted model, not a curated record. Lineage: Eukaryota; Fungi; Ascomycota; Eurotiomycetes; Eurotiales; Aspergillaceae.
AUGGCUCCCAACAUGUCCAAGCGGAGCGCCGCCAAGGACGACGAUUUCGUUCUUACGCUGUCCGACGACGAAGAUAUUUCCCGAUUCGAGGAUGAUAACGACAGUGCCGACGAGGCCGCGCCAUCGGCCGAUACCAAGAAGCGCAAGCGCGAGGUCGAAGCCCCCAAGAGCAAGAACAAGAAGCAAAAGCAACAGACCAAGAAUGUGAAAGGCAAGAAGGGCAAGGCGGAACCUGUCGUCGAAGAUGAGUCUGGGGAGGAAGAAGAGGACGACGAGGAGGAGUAUGCGGCCGAGGACGAUGGCAUGCUGAACCCGGACUUCGAGUUUGACGUUGGUGGUCUUGCAAACCAGGGUGUGACCGAGGGCUUCGACGGCUGGGGCUUGGAUGAGAGCAAGCAGAAUAGCAAAGGCGGGGAUAAGAAAGCCGUCGACAUUGACGAUAUUAUCUCGCGGAGAAAGGCCAAGCAAGAGGCCGCGGCGAAGAAGAAGCAAAAGAAGGCCGACGCCCAGAAGGAGGAGGAGAGCGCAUCUGACGAGGACAACGCUGAAUCCGAUGGCGGCAUGGAGGUCGACUUCGACGAUGAUGAGCUCGUCGCUGACGAUGCUUUUGGCAUGGGCGCUGACGGCGAGGACGAAAGCGAGGCUGAAGGCCCUGAAGUCGGUUCUGGCCCCGAUGACAGCGAGGAAGAGGAGGACGACCAAGACGACGAGGACGACGAUGCUGCGUCCGACAAUGACUCCGUGGCUACCCCUGUCGGCCACCCCGACGACAUUGGCUCCGACCAGGAGGACCAAUCUGAUGCUGAGAGUGAGGUAGAUGCGGAGGAAGCUGAGAAGCGGAAGGCCUUCUUUGCCCCCGAGGAGAAGACCGACGAUAAAGCUGCGGCCGUGAAAAGUACAUUCCAAGACUUCAACCUUUCUCGUCCAAUUCUUCGCGGAUUGGCCUCUGUGGGCUUUUCCGACCCAACUCCUAUUCAGCGGAAGACCAUUCCAGUGGCACUUCUCGGUAAAGAUAUCGUUGGUAGCGCCGUGACAGGUUCCGGAAAGACAGGUGCCUUCGUCGUUCCCAUUCUCGAACGUCUCCUCUUCCGUCCUCGCAAGGUGCCCACCAGCCGUGUUGCCAUUCUUAUGCCUACUCGUGAAUUGGCGGUACAAUGUUACAAUGUCGCCGUCAAGCUGGCCACCUUCACCGAUAUCACAUUCUGUCAGCUUGUCGGUGGUUUCAGCCUCCGCGAGCAGGAAAACGUGCUCAAGAAGCGACCGGAUGUGAUCAUCGCCACCCCCGGUCGUUUCAUUGAUCACAUGCGCAACUCGCCGAGCUUCACCGUGGAUACCCUGGAGAUCCUGGUUCUUGAUGAAGCCGAUCGAAUGCUGGAGGAUGGAUUCGCGGACGAGCUGAACGAGAUUUUGACUACGAUUCCCAAGUCCCGGCAAACGAUGCUGUUCUCUGCCACCAUGACCGACACUGUGGACAAGCUUAUCCGCGUUGGUCUCAAUCGCCCCGUUCGAUUGAUGGUGGAUUCAAAGAAGCAGACCGCCGUGACGCUGACCCAGGAGUUCGUCCGUCUGCGCCCUGGUCGCGAAGACAAGCGCCUGGGAUACCUCCUACACCUAUGCAAGGAGCUUUAUACCAAGCGCGUGAUUAUCUUCUUCCGACAGAAGAAGGAAGCGCAUCGGGUCCGCAUCAUCUUCGGGCUGUUGGGCUUGAAGGCGGCCGAAUUGCACGGUAGCAUGAGUCAAGAGCAGCGUAUCAAAAGCGUUGAGAACUUCCGAGACGGUAAUGUGGCGUUCCUGCUGGCCACCGACCUGGCGUCGCGUGGUCUGGAUAUUAAGGGCGUGGAGACCGUCAUCAACUACGAAGCCCCACAGAGCCACGAGAUCUAUCUACAUCGUGUCGGUCGUACGGCGCGUGCUGGUCGCUCGGGUUGUGCCUGCACCAUUGCCGCCGAGCCCGACCGGAAAGUGGUCAAAGCUGCCGUCAAGGCCGGUAAGGCGCAGGGGGCAAAGAUUGUCAGCCGGGUGGUAGAAAUCGCGAUCGCCGACGAUUGGGCACAAAAGGCCGAGGAUAUGGCGGACGAGAUUGAGGAGAUUCUAGAGGAGGAGAAGAUGGAGAAGCAGAUGGCGCAGGCGGAGAUGCAGGUCAACAAGAGUGAAAACCUGAUGAAACACGGCGCCGAGAUUAUGGCGCGGCCGAAACGCACCUGGUUUGAGACAGAGCAGCAGAAGCGGGCGGCGCGCAAGCUGGGAGCCAGCGAGUUGAACGGGGCUGACAGCAAGAAGAAAGAUAAAGUCAAGCUCAGCAACAAGGAUAAGAAGCGAUUGGAUGAUGCGAAGUCGAGACACGAGGGGAAUAUCGGGUGGAAAAAGGGAAGGUCGGAGCGCGAUGCUCCGAAGCCGAAGAAGGGGAAGAAGGGGAAGAAAUAA